AGCGGGCGCAUCCGAGACUGGCGUCGUGUCGAUCGGCGCGUUACAGACAUACAGACAGACGGAAGUGGGCGUUCCCGAGCGUUCGCGUAUUAUAGUAUGGAAUGAUACGAUGACAUCGCCGACUUCCUUGGGCACCGCUAUUUUGUGUAGGUAUGGUAUGUGACAAAUUUAUGUACUGGACAACCCACGUAGUGGGUGUUCUGACUUGACGUCGUGUGUGUUCUGACGUGACGUAGUCUGUGUUCUGACGUGACGUAUGGGGGUAUGUAUGGCGACAUUGGCGCUAGCUAGUCAGUGUUGAACGACGUGUGAAGCAGUACACACAUGGUCAUGGGCGGUCGUCGCUCUCGUCAUUUCGUUGUGAUGCUCAUUGUUUGUUCCUCUCUCUUCUGUCUCGUUGCAAACGUUCUCUCCGUUCCGAUAGCAACGACGUCACCGACAUCAUCAUCUGACGACAAACUGGCUAUAAGCUGCUUAUCUGGAAAUUGUCAACAUGACACCACAUCUGUUGCAGUUGAAGGAAAGAUACAUUUUCGCUGUCUCACAGCAGAAGGACAUGAUGUGUCUCAGAACAUUUUUUGGUUCCACAAUGGCAGGAACAUAUUGAACAGACCUUGUAGUACUAAUAGUAUUACUUUACAAGAGCCGUGCGUCAUGUGGGGUGCACACUUUGAGACACUAGUUAUUAAUUAUUUAUUGACAUCUGAUGCUGGAAAUUACAAGUGUUGUUAUGCUAACUGUGUUAGCUCGUCACAAGAUAUUUCAGUCACUGUGCUCCAGACAUUGGUCAUUACAGAACCAAUACUGCCAAAGAAACAAAUCUCAUCUGCACCUACAACAAGUACUAACACGAUGAGGUCAACGUCUGCAAUCAGCACUCCGGUAGAUCCUACGUUCUCUGCUCUAAUGAAAGGGACUGAGGUAUCUACCAGGAUCACCUCUGAACCUACGGAGACGAUAACGGUGGAUCCUGAAGCUACGAUGUACUUUAGUCCUACUAAUUCUGUAGUGGACGAAAGUGUUAGAGAAGAGAACAAAGAUAGUGGAGGAAACUUUGAUGAAAAAGUGCCGGUCAUUGCUGGUGCUUUUGUCGGUGGUCUUGUCAUCAUCGUCAUCAUCGUCAUCAUCUGUGUGCUAGUGUUCACCAGUAGAUGCAAGCAACCACCAGAAGGAAAUAGUAGUGAAGAACCUCUACCUCGAUCACCUGACUCUGACAAUAUUACUAGCAACGAGCUUGUUCCCAUUGAGCACCGUUGUGAUGAGAGUCGACAUGAUGCCCCUGGUUCGCCCUGUCAACGUCAUGACCUUCAAGACAUGACACAACAAAUUAGAAGUGAUAUUUGUCAGUCUGAAAAUCGACUCGGCCAGCAAGUAGCAGGAGUUGCAGAUCAAGUUGCUGAGCUUAGAGGUGAACUUGCUAAACAUGCCAAUCAACCUGGAAACAAUAACAAUGCAUCUAAGGUGGGUACGAGUUCCAGCCAAACAGAAACAGUCUUAUAAUGUUGAUAGAUAUUAAUUUUAUAUGCAAUAUUUUGAUGCUGGGGUUUUCCUCAAUUACUAGUUUUAUUGUAUAUAACUCGAAUUCGACUAAUUAAUGACAA
Messenger RNA from Corticium candelabrum, 1601 nucleotides. RefSeq lists its product as uncharacterized. NCBI's taxonomy places the organism in Eukaryota, Metazoa, Porifera, Homoscleromorpha, Homosclerophorida, Plakinidae. The transcript has 3 exons. The record is from RefSeq and is a predicted model, not a curated record. The coding region runs from base 325 to 1500 and encodes 391 amino acids.